This is a messenger RNA of Neopsephotus bourkii (Bourke's parrot), 3566 nucleotides long. RefSeq names its product protein kinase cGMP-dependent 2 (gene PRKG2). The record is from RefSeq and is a predicted model, not a curated record. Gene Ontology annotation, biological process: protein phosphorylation. NCBI's taxonomy places the organism in Eukaryota, Metazoa, Chordata, Aves, Psittaciformes, Psittacidae. Gene Ontology annotation, molecular function: cGMP-dependent protein kinase activity; ATP binding. The transcript is spliced from 19 exons. The coding region runs from base 133 to 2496 and encodes 787 amino acids.
CGUGUUCUCACCCAAUGAAAUGUUAAAAGCAAUUAAAACUUAAGCCACAUCACUUGUGGUUCAACCUGAAAAUGUUGUACUUUAUUCAUGAGGCAGAACAACAGCUACUUUUGGCCAUACCGAUGACUGAUCAUGAUAGCAGUAUGGUCUCUGGACAAAAUGGGGAAUGGAUUAGUGAAACCCAAGCACCUGAGACGAACAGACAGACAUGUGGCAAACCUCUCUAUUGGCUGUGGUGGCAACCGUAAGUUUUUGAAGGACCCAGGGCUAGGCAUCAAUGUGACCAGCGAGCAAGCUGAUAUUCUUUGCAGCAGGGUGCUUGAAUUGGAAAAGGAACUGAAGAGAAAAGACCUAGAGUUGCAAGAGGGUCAAAGUUGUGUUGCUGAGCUUCAGGAACAGCUGGCUAUGCAGGCUAAGGUCAUAGCAGAACUCACCAAGGAGCUUCACAGCAAGUGUAUACAGUUGAACAAGCUGCAGGAUGUUGUUAGCACUCAAGGAGAGCACUCUCUUCAGCCUUCUCCUUUUAAAGCAGCUUCAAGGAUUCAAAUAUCUGCUGACAGGAGAAGAGGAGCCAAGGAAGGUGUAUCUGCAGAGCCGACGACACGGCUGUAUGAUUUGAACAGGCAAAUUACGUUCUCCUUGGAAAAAGCAACAGUCCGAAAGGAUUCCAGUGAGAAGAAACUUAUCACAGAUGCCCUGAAUAAAAAUCAGUUCUUGAAGAGACUGGAGCCUCACCAGAUCCGGGAUAUGGUGGAAUGUAUGUAUGAAAGGACUUUCCAGCAAGGGAGCUAUGUCAUCAGACAGGGAGAGCCAGGCAAUCACAUUUUUGUGCUCAAAGAGGGCAGCCUGGAGGUCUUUCAGCAGGAUAAACUACUCUCCUCAAUACCUGUGUGGACGGCAUUUGGUGAACUAGCCAUUUUAUACAACUGCACACGGACAGCCUCUGUGAAAGCAAUCACCAGUGUUAAAACAUGGGCAUUGGACAGAGAAGUGUUUCAAAAUAUCAUGAGAGUGACAGCACAAACAAGACAAGAGCAAUACAGAAACUUCCUUAGAAGCGUGUCCUUGCUGAAAAACUUACCUGAGGAUAAGUUGACCAAGAUCAUAGACUGCCUGGAGGUGGAGUACUAUGAAAAGGGAGAUUAUGUUAUUCGGGAAGGAGAAGAAGGCAAUACCUUCUUCAUAAUAGCAAAAGGAAAGGUAAUAGUUACCCAGAGUACUGCAGAUCAUUCGCAGCCUCAGCUGAUUAAAAAUCUCCAUAAAGGAGAUUACUUUGGAGAAAAGGCUCUGAUCAGUGAUGAUGUCAGAUCAGCAAAUGUUAUUGCAGAUGAAUACAAUGUGGAGUGCCUCGUUAUAGAUAGAGAGACAUUUAAUCAAACUGUUGGAACUUACGAGGAGCUCCAAACUUAUCUGGAAGGUUAUGUGGCUAAUCUGACCCGUGCUGAUGAAAAGCGACAUGCAAAAGGAAGAUCCUUCUGCGGACAGUUGGCCAAAGACGUGUCUUUGGAGAUGAUAGAGCUGAAGGAAAAAGUAGCCCAGUUCCCUCCUUCCCCAUUCCAGAAUUUAGAAGUUAUCACAACUCUGGGUGUUGGUGGGUUCGGAAGGGUUGAGCUUGUUAAAGUGAAAAAUGAGGACAUGGCUUUUGCUAUGAAGCGUAUAAAGAAGAAACACGUAGUGGACACCAAACAACAAGAACAUAUCUAUUCUGAGAAGAAAAUCCUUGAGCAGAUAUGUUCUCCAUUCAUUGUAAAACUAUAUCGCACAUUCAAAGAUAGUAAGUAUGUGUACAUGCUACUGGAGGCUUGCCUCGGAGGGGAAUUGUGGAGCUUGCUGAGAGACAGAGGCAGCUUUGAUGAAGCCACUACAAAGUUCUGUGUUGGGUGUGUGACAGAGGCUUUUGACUAUCUCCAUCACAUAGGGAUUAUCUACAGAGACCUGAAGCCAGAAAAUUUAAUUUUGGAUGCUGAAGGCUAUAUAAAACUGGUUGAUUUUGGAUUUGCAAAGAAGAUUGGAUCAGGGCAGAAAACCUGGACAUUUUGUGGAACCCCCGAGUAUGUUGCCCCUGAAGUCAUUCUGAGUAAGGGCCAUGACUUCAGUGUGGAUUUUUGGUCCCUUGGGAUUCUUGUGUAUGAACUCCUUACUGGCAGCCCACCAUUUUCUGGGGCCGAUCAAAUGAUGACAUAUAAUUUGAUUCUCAAAGGCAUUGAAAAGCUGGAUUUUCCUAAGGUAAUAACAAGGCGGCCUGAGGAUUUGAUCCGCAGACUCUGCAGGCAAAACCCUACAGAAAGAUUAGGCAACCUGAGGAAUGGAAUUAAUGACAUUAAGAAGCAUAGGUGGUUGAGUGGUUUUAACUGGGAUGGUCUGAAAGUGAGGAAAUUAAUAUCACCUUUAAAAAGAGAGCUGUCUGGACCAACUGAUCACAGCUACUUUGACAGCUAUCCACCCGAAGAGGGAACCCCUCCAGAUGAACUUUCAGGCUGGGACAAGGAUUUCUGAUGUUUUCUUUUUCCAGGGUAUUUAUAGGAACUCAUAGGCAUCAGUUCUAAACUUGCUCUUUGUUUCUUGCUUAAAAUGCAAUUACUCAAGGUUUGUGACAAACAAAAUAUUCCUUGAAGGAUAUACAGUGCAGCAGAACUUGCUUGGAUAGUGUAACAAAAUCUGUGUGCAUCUCUUUUUAACAAGGGCAUGCAUUCAGUCCACCAUUGUAACCUGAAGGUUUUUUGAUACAUACUGUCUCUGUGCACAUUUUCAGGCACUAUGGAUCAGAGGUAUGGUUUUACCAUUGGAAGUAUCACUAGCUAAUAUUUUGAUAUUAACAAGGUUACCAUAUGUCUUUAUUUUGAAUAGAGAGAAUGAGUAUUGGAAGCGGAUAACUCUGUGGCAAUUGCCAGCAUCUGACAGGCGUGUAUUUUUCACUUUAUCUUACAUCUACUGUGUAUUUCGCUUUUUCCCAUAAUGGCCAAUAUUGCAUUGAUCCAGAAACAUGUAGAAAAGAGACUUUUACUGCAAGGUUGAUUUGGUCUGAUGCUGCAGCUUAAAGGAAGCUUAAAACUGUGGAAGCUGCCUCUCAGUCUAGUUUUGCACCAGGUUGAAUGUAUGAGCAAGGUUAAAUGAAGAUACAGCAAGAAACAAGGUGUAUAUAUAUGUCAGAAGUUUCCUGGAGAAGCAGACUGUAGUAUGUUUUUCCCUCACUGCUUCAAAAAGCCAUGUCCAUUUCUUAUGACUUAUCCAAGCUGGGUGAUGGAGAAAGUGCCAUAGGGAUUCCAUGGUUUGUUCAUUGGUUACAGUUAGCUUUUACUGCUGGGUGGCCAGUGCUUUGACAGCAAAUCAUUUUUUUAUGUAACAUUCAGUCCAACUAAAGGCAGUGGAAUAGUCUCAAUUUAAUUCAAUGAAAGCCAGAUUUAGCCCUGUUUUGUUUCCCUGCCUGGUUGUAAACUUCUGUGGAAACUUGCAGCCAGCAAAACCUGUGCAAAAUGGUCAUCAGCAUACACAGACAGGGAGGAGCAGAGGCUGUAAGCUGGGACUGCAGGUCCUUUAAACAGUUGCAACUAACUCUGUUUAGCAAU